CUGGGAUGAUUUGUCAUGUUUACAAAGGCUACUAAUGUUAUCCAAGUUACUGUCACUCAAACAUUGUUGAUCACUUUGUGUUAAUUAAAUAGUACAACUAAAUUUUCUGCUUACUACACUUUUUUUUCCUUGCCAACAAGUUGGGUUUCUGUCCUCUUAGUUCUUGAACUUCUAAAAAUUUAAUCUUUUUUUGUUAUCCUUGCAACACAAUGGGAAGUUCAAGAGCUAAAAAUCCAUGGGGUGUAAUUAGAAUCUUCUCCAAGAGAUUCUACUGUGGCUUCAGUGAACGAAUUGUUAAUGUUCCAGUAGAUGCCCGCAUUGUUAAAACGGGUUUUGACCCAGAAAUCUCUCGUUUUAACUUCAAACUGAAGGAUUUAGUAAGAGCAAAUCAAAUAGCAAAGGCACGUCAACUGUUUGAUGAAAUGCCUUACAGAAACACUAGCUCUGUGAACAUGAUGGUUUCGGGUUAUGUGAAGUCUCGCAAUCUUUUUCGUGCUAGGGAGUUAUUUGAUAGCAUGUUCUCUCGUAAUGAAGUUUCAUGGACUAUAAUGAUUGGUGGUUACUCUCAGAACAAUCAGCCCAAAGAAGCUUUUAAUCUUUACACUGAGAUGUGUAGGUCGGGGGUUAAGCCGGAUCAUAUCACCUUUGCAACUCUAUUAUCAGGUUUUGAUGAUACAACUACUUUAAAAGAAGUACUUCAGAUUCAUUCCCAUAUCAUUAGAUUUGGAUUUAGUGCAAGUCUUAUUGUUUUCAACAGUCUGGUAGAUUCGUACUGCAAAACUUGCUGCCUCGAUAUAGCGUCUCAGCUCUUCAGUGAAAUGCCAACUAAAGAUUCAGUAAGCUUCAAUGUGAUGAUAACAGGGUACACAAAAUACGGUUUUCGUGAAGAAGCAUUGAAACUUUUUAUGCAAAUGCGGAAUAUGGAUUUUCAGCCUUCAGGUUUUACUUUUGCAGCAAUGCUAGGUAUGAGUGUUGGAUCAGAGGAUGUUAUUUUUGGCCAACAAAUUCAUGGACUUGCCAUCAAGACAAGCUAUGUCUGGGACAUAUUUGUUGCAAAUGCAUUGCUUGAUCUCUACUCUAAGCAUGACUAUAUAGAUUUAGCAAAGAAUCUCUUUGAUGAGAUGCCCCAGUUAGAUGGUGUUUCGUAUAACAUAAUUAUCACAGGUUAUGCAUGGAAUGGGCAGUAUGAGAAAUCGUUUGAUCUCUUCAAAAGGCUACAAGGUACAUCAUUUGACAGAAAGAACUUUCCGUUUGCCACGAUGUUGAGUGUAGCUGCAAUAGAACUAAAUUUAUCAAUGGGAAGACAAACCCAUGCACAGGCAGUGGUGACAGCAGCUGUUUCAGAAGUACAAGUAGGAAAUGCCCUUGUUGACAUGUAUGCAAAGUGUGAAAAAUUUGAGGAUGCCAACAGAAUAUUUGCAAAUCUGGCCUACAGAAAUUCUGUUCCAUGGACAGCCAUAAUCUCAAUAUAUGUUCAGAAGGGUUUUCAUGAGGAGGCACUGAAAAUGUUCAAGGAGAUGAAUAGAGAAAAUGUUCACGGUGACCAGGCAACUUUUGCUAGCACUUUAAAAGCUUCAGCUAAUUUGGCUUCAGUUUCUCUUGGGAAGCAAUUACACUCAUCUGUGAUCAGAUUGGGAUUGUUGUCUAGUGUUUUUUCUGGCAGUGUUCUUGUAGACAUGUAUGCAAAUUGUGGGUCCAUGAAAGAUGCAAUUGAAGUUUUCAAAGAGAUGCCCGAUAGGAAUAUAGUAUGUUGGAAUGCACUGAUUUCGGCAUAUGCUCAGAAUGGUAAUGCUGAGGCCACAUUUAGCUCAUUCGCGGAUAUGAUUGAAUCAGGUCUCUACCCUGAUUCUGUUAGUUUCCUCAGUGUCCUAACUGCCUGCAGCCACCGUGGGCUUGUUGAAAAGGCAUUAUGGUAUUUUAAUUCCAUGACUCAAGUAUAUAAACUUGAUCCAAGGAGAAAACAUUAUGCAACCAUGAUUGACGUGUUAUGUAGAAGUGGACGAUUCAAUGAAGCAGAGAAUCUGAUUUCUGAAAUGCCAUUUGAACCGGAUGAGGUCAUGUGGUCCUCAGUUUUAAAUUCAUGCAGAAUUCAUAAGAAUCAAGACCUUGCCAAAAAGGCUGCAGACCAACUUUUCAAGAUGGAUGCUCUUAGAGAUGCCGCUGCUUAUGUCAACAUGUCUAACAUCUAUGCAGAAGCAGGCAAAUGGGAAAAUGCGGCAAAAGUCAAGAAGGCUAUGAGGGAACGGGGAGUUAAAAAGGUCACUGCCUAUAGCUGGGUUGAGAUUGACCACAUAGUUCAUGUAUUCACAGCAAACGAUAGGACCCAUCCACAAACUGAGCAGAUUAGAAGAAAAAUUAACUCAUUGGUUGAGCUAAUGGACAAGGAAGGAUACAAGCCUGAUACAAGUUGUACCCUUCAAAAUGUGGAUGAAGAAAUGAAAAUAGAAUCACUCAAAUAUCACAGUGAGAGGUUGGCCAUUGCGUUUGCAUUGAUUAAUACUCCAGAAGGAUCACCCAUUAUCAUUAUGAAAAACUUGCGAGCUUGUGUGGAUUGUCAUGCUGCAAUUAAAGUUAUCUCAAAAAUUGUUGGAAGGGAGAUCACCGUGCGAGAUUCAAGUAGGUUCCAUCACUUUAGAGAUGGAUCAUGUUCAUGUGGGGAUUACUGGUGAGAUAUGGAUGGAUGAUUUUCGGAUCAUUUCAUUCGGUUUGUGCUUUCCAUAGUCUAUAACCGGAAGUCAUAAACAUUUGGGGACUUCAGCAAUUUAUUCCUUGGAUGAUGAUGCUAAUCAAAAUUUACUUUAAGGGAUGGGCGUAGCCUAAUUGCAGCUCUGAUCCAAAGCUUGUGGUCGUGAACUGUUGCAAUUAUGGUCUCUCUAAGUUGGGCUUUUGAACUUCUGUAAUGAAAUACAUGAAGAACCAAGUUCUACUUUUUCUUGAAGAACAUUCCAUCUCUUUUCAAGAGCUCACUGGUUUUCUCCCUAAACCACAAAUUAUUCUUUCAACAAUAAGAACAGGAUUUCUGUUUGGAGAUGAAGGUGUUCUGGGGAAAACAAACAUGAAUUGCCAAGUCUACAUCAUUCUCAUCUCCAAGAGGGAGCUUGUUGGAAGAGCCUGAUUCUAAAAGAGAAGCUGGCAAAGAAUAUAUAAUGUAUAUUAUUACCAUUUUUUGUUCAUCAAAGACGUCAUAAGAGGUGGUCAGUAGACACCUAUAUUUUAUGCAGUACUUUAUGGAUCAAAGAAAGAUGCCCUUGAUUAUGUUAAAUGGGUGAAGGAUGACAAGCUUUUUCAUUUGCUGGUCCAGAGAUUGUUGUCAUCAUGGGGGCAUACUUUUCCAAGAUUGAAGCUGCAGUACAAGCCCUCUUUUUAGCGUCAGGUCACACAAAAUGAUUCACGUUGUCCCUGCAUGUUGUUGUUGGUGUUUUCUGCAUUGCCGGCUACUUCAUGGAUAGUUACUUGAAAGGAUCCCUUUUCUUCAGGGCGCGGAUGUGUUAAAGAACUUCAUUCUCAAUUUUUAACUCAAGAGACUGAUUACUCUUAAGCUUUUGCCAAAGGACUUCAUGGAUAGUUACUUCAAAGGCUGAUUACUGUCAGUCUGUUUGCCAUAGUAGCCUUUUAUGCCCAGGAUAUGCCUUCUUCUACAUCGACUUCAAAUGGAUAGAAUUGGGUGUUUUUACAAGUCAUUACAAGAGUGAGCUGACUGUGACAAAAUCACUUUGUAUUGUUGGUUCUUUACUUCUCCAUAUAACUUGAUACUUUGUCCUAGAGAUCACCUUGUUUGAUUUUCCCUCUUAGUUUUGACCAGUUAUAGAACGCUCACAAUUCGGUCAAAAAGCAACUUCUACUUGCUUCUGGUUUUGAUCUGCUAGUAUCUGAUAAGAUUCCUCAGAGUGUUUCAUCCAUGCGAUUCUAUAUCUCGUAAUUUUAAUAGUUUCAUUCUGUUUAGUUCUUUGCCAGAUGCAUCCUUCCAUUUGUAUAAUUUUUGGAGCUUGAACAGUGGCUACUAGCAUUACUCUCCAGGUGGUGGAGGAGGGGCCUAAGGGUGUCUACUGUCUACUAAUCUCAACUGUGCCUGGUACAUACGGCCCGGCAGCUUAACUCAUUCCCUCUUCCUAUGGACAGUGUGUAGCCUCCAGGGAUUAACUCUAGUAUGUGUAACACGAGGUAUAUUGAUUGGGGGUUGGUGUCAACUUCACCGAUGUUUUCGAGUCCAGCUGGGCACCAGACCAUAUUGCUGUUGUAGGAGACCAAGUUACUCUCUCCC
Molecule: messenger RNA, 4261 nt
Organism: Solanum tuberosum (potato)
Lineage: Eukaryota; Viridiplantae; Streptophyta; Magnoliopsida; Solanales; Solanaceae
Product: putative pentatricopeptide repeat-containing protein At2g01510
Exons: 4
Coding region: 210-2669 (819 amino acids)
Biological process (GO): RNA modification
Molecular function (GO): protein binding; zinc ion binding; RNA binding
Source: RefSeq, a predicted model, not a curated record